Messenger RNA from Perognathus longimembris pacificus (Pacific pocket mouse), 2284 nucleotides. RefSeq names its product limb development membrane protein 1 (gene Lmbr1). The transcript is spliced from 17 exons. Gene Ontology annotation, biological process: signal transduction. Gene Ontology annotation, molecular function: transmembrane signaling receptor activity. The record is from RefSeq and is a predicted model, not a curated record. Lineage: Eukaryota; Metazoa; Chordata; Mammalia; Rodentia; Heteromyidae. The coding region runs from base 69 to 1541 and encodes 490 amino acids.
CGGGCGGGCGGGCGAUGGUGCGGCGCGGCGCGCGGACGCGGGCGGCUCGGCGGCGGGCAUGAAGGAGGAUGGAAGGGCAGGACGAGGUGUCGGCGCGGGAGCAGCACUUCCACAGCCAAGUGCGGGAGUCCACGAUAUGUUUCCUUAUUUUUGCCAUUCUCUACGUUGUUUCCUAUUUCAUCAUCACCAGAUACAAGAGAAAAUCAGAUGAACAAGAAGAUGAAGAUGCUAUAGUCAACAGGAUCUCAUUGUUUCUGAGCACCUUCACCCUAGCAGUUUCAGCUGGGACUGUUUUGCUGUUACCCUUCUCAAUCAUCAGCAAUGAAAUCCUGCUUUCUUUUCCCCAAAACUACUAUAUUCAGUGGCUAAAUGGCUCCCUGAUCCAUGGUCUGUGGAAUCUUGCUUCACUCUUUUCCAACCUUUGUUUAUUUGUGUUGAUGCCCUUUGCUUUUUUCUUUCUGGAAUCAGAAGGUUUUGCUGGCCUCAAGAAGGGAAUCCGAGCCCGCAUUCUGGAGACCCUGGUCAUGUUGGUGCUUCUUGCGCUCCUGAUCCUGGGGAUAGUGUGGGUGGCGUCGGCCCUCAUCGACCAAGACGCGGCCAGCAUGGAGUCCUUAUACGAUCUCUGGGAGUUCUACCUGCCCUAUUUAUAUUCCUGUAUAUCAUUGAUGGGAUGUUUGUUACUUCUCUUGUGCACACCGGUCGGUCUCUCCCGCGUGUUCACAGUGAUGGGGCAGUUGCUGGUGAAGCCAACCAUUCUUGAAGACCUGGAUGAGCAAAUUUAUAUCAUUACCCUGGAAGAGGAAGCCCUCCAGAGACGACUGAAUGGGCUGUCGUCAGCGGUGGAAUACAGCAUAAUGGAGUUGAAACAAGAACUUGAUAAUGUAAAGACUCUUAAGGCAAAAUUAGAGAGACGCAAAAAGGCCUCAGCCUGGGAGAGAAACCUGGUGUAUCCCGCUGUUAUGGUUCUCCUCCUCAUUGAGACCUCCAUCUCGGUCCUCUUGGUGGCUUGCAAUAUUCUCUGCCUGUUGGUUGAUGAAACAGCCAUGCCAAAGGGAGCGAGGGGACCUGGAAUAGGAAAUGCCUCUCUCUCCACUUUUGGUUUUAUGGGAGCUGCACUUGAAAUCAUUUUGAUUUUCUAUCUCAUGGUGUCUUCUGUUGUCGGUUUCUAUAGCCUCCGAUUUUUUGAAAACUUUACACCCAAGAAGGACGACACAACCAUGACAAAGAUCAUUGGGAAUUGUGUGUCCGUCCUGAUCUUGAGCUCUGCUUUGCCGGUGAUGUCGAGAACACUGGGAAUCACUAGAUUUGAUCUACUUGGAGACUUCGGAAGGUUUAACUGGCUGGGAAAUUUCUAUAUCGUAUUAUCCUACAAUUUGCUCUUUGCCAUUGUUACGACGUUGUGCUUAGUCAGAAAAUUCACCUCUGCCGUGCGAGAAGAACUCUUCAAGGCCCUAGGGCUCCAUAAACUUCACCUGUCCAACGCCUCACGGGAUUCGGAAACCACGAAGCCUUCCGCAAACGGCCACCAGAAAGCGCUCUGAGACCGCAGCCGGCACCGCCCGGAAGCACGCGCCGAGGCCCCUGCGGGCCCGGCCGCCCCGCGCGGAGCCUGGGCCUGCCCCGGCCGCUGAGGAUGGGCCGCUGCCGACCUGACGGUUCAAGGUGAACUUCUGGAUAGACCUCACGGCCUCCAGUCGCACCCAAGAUCCCUAGCGACCACGGGGAAGCCCACGGCAGAUGCGCGGCGGAAGGUUAGACGCGCACGCCCGAGACCUCGCGGGGCUCCGCUCUGCGGGGGGAAGCCCACGGGGGAGAGCCGCACCCCCGGAAGCCUCUCCUGGGAGUCGCGCGUUCCUUCUCUAGAGACUGCACGGACAGGUCACUACCGCAGUGAAGCUGAAUGAAUAGAAAGGAUAUUUUUUAUUUCCUUAGAUAAUAGUCAGUAGACUGAGCCAUGGGGAAACUACUAAUUGUUUAGGACCUGGGCCUUGGAGGAGAGCCCGGGGAGGCCUCCGGAUGCGAGGUGGGGACCUGGGGUCCAGGGCGCGUCACCCAGCCGACCUCUCCUAACACUGGCCGCCGUUUGGUGCCCUGGCAACUCAGAUGUUGCCUUCUAGGCUCUACGGAUUGCAAAGAUGACCCAAGUCCCCACGCUUCCGCGGUGCCCAUGACAAACACAAGCCGCGAGUGGUAGAAACCCCCCUCCCCUCCCUGCUUUAGGCUCCAGCUGCGUCUCGAUUUGACAGUUGAAGCAUCAGCUCAGCCCCAGAGGCCGAGGCCGGCG